AUGUAACUAACUGGAUUAACCCUCAUUAAGUUGCUAUUUGGAGAAAUUGAAAUGAUGAAACAACAAGACCUAGUAUAUUUACUUUUGAUUUAAGAAAUUAUUAUGAUGAAUAAAAUUGGUUACCUGAACCUGAAUCUAAAUUAAUUUUAUUCAUCCUUUGGUCUCAGAUGA
Molecule: messenger RNA, 171 nt
Organism: Paramecium sonneborni
Lineage: Eukaryota; Ciliophora; Oligohymenophorea; Peniculida; Parameciidae
Source: the annotation of a GenBank genome assembly